AAAGGACUCUGCUCUAGACUCUCCAGAGCUUUCCUUCUGGAUACUGGAAACUGAACGAGCCAGGACCCUGAGAAAGAGAGAGAGAGAGAGAGAGAGAGAGAGAGAGAGAGAGAGAGAGAGAGAGAGAGAGAGAGAAGCCAGUGACCACACACACUGCACACCUGGAUUUUUUGUUUGGCUUUUCUUUAUUAUUAUUUUUUUUUAGUUAUAUUACAUUAAUAAUGUAGUCUUCUGCCAGCUAAUAUAAAUGAUAACUUUUUCUGAAGUGGUCACUGUGCCUCUUCCACACCCAGAUCCUUUGUGACCAUGCAGCGAAAGUGUGCGCGGCCCCAGGGGGAAUGUGACUGUGUGAUUUUGCAGAGAAGUGACGCUCUCUUCUUGACCCUGCCCGCAUCCAGAUGUUUCAUGUUUCCCCUGCGCGCCCUUUGACAGAACAAAACGCGGAGGGGGGAAAAACGUCUAUUUGGGAGCAACAAGGACAUCUUGGACAUACCGCAUCUUGUUUUUGUUACUAAAACCAAAAAAAAAAAAAAAAAAAAAAAAAAAAAAAAAGCAGCAACAACUCCAAGGAAGAUGAUGAUUCGGGAUGUUCUCGCUCGCCUGCAACUUACGUAAACUUUUUUAGAUUGCAAUCGAGGUUGUCCAAUUAGCGUCUGGACAAUGGAGACUUUCAAAGUGAUGAAGACGCUUCUGCUUCUGGAGAUACAUUUGCUUUGGAUUGCUCCUCUGUCUUUGCAAGAUCAUCUUAGUCACAACCACGAGAAUGUGAUUGACCUUCUGGCUGCACUAAACAUGUCCCACCCAAUAAAAGGUGUGUCCAGAGUGCUGGCGGAGCAUCCCGGCACCUUGGUUUACAAACUCCGCCCCAGAGCACCUCACCUCACCCUUCCUCGUGAAUACUCCCACUUCCUCUUCUCCAACCUUCAGGGCAGCAUGGGGGUACAUUUAGUGGCACGUCAGACAUUAGAUUCCAGCGCCACUCUGCUUUCUUUCUCCUCCGCAUCUUCCCCCAUUCUCCAAAUCUUCUCCUCCAUCCCUAACAACACCCUGCGUUUGGACUACCAGGCCGGGACAGGAGCUCGGGGCCUCACCAGCCUGCACUUCCCUGGAGGAAACCCCUUCUCUGGGACAGACUGGGUACAGCUGGCCCUGGCGUUGGAGCCUGAUAGACUGAUUCUGUUUGUAGACUGUCAAGAACGUGUGGUUCUGCACAGGAAACCAGAAGAGAGGAUCGGUCUGGCGCUGCCACAAGACCUUGUCAUCACUCUCGCCAGCACACCAGGGGAGAGCAAAAGCAAAUUUGUUGGAUAUCUGAAGACAGCUGAGAUCUCCAUGAGAGCAUAUCUAAGGCGGCCGUGGCACUGUGUCAAUAUUACAGAUGUUCUGCCUCCAUCUCGUCACACAGACACCCUUAGCCCGGAUUCUUUGGCUGACAGUAGUCAAAUAUUCCACACGGAUGCCUCCAACAGUAAACUCCAAACCCCCCACAGGGCGCAGCACCAACCCAGCCAUUAUCCCCAGGAUUUCCAGAAAGAUCAGCCCCUCAGAGGUGUGGUCCUGGGGCCUCCUGGAUCUCCUCCAGGGAGCAAGUCUGGUUCCCAGGCACAGGAGGAGGAGGAGAGGAUAAGGGGGCUGGAGCAGAGGCUGGAGGAGCUGGCUCGUAUGCUGGACAUGGUCAAAGAUCAGAAUGCAGCCUUGCAGUCACGUGUACAGUACUUGGAAGGAUGUGAGUGUGUAAGGCGGCGGUGUGUAUGGGAGGGACGUGAGAUGGAGAAUGGCCAGCACUGGCAGACUGACCUGAACACUGUGUGCACUUGCACAUCUGGAAAGGUCAUAUGCCAGGAUAACAUCAAGGGGUGUGGGUUGGAUGACAAACCCCAUAAUGUGUCGUACAACACUAUAGAUGGCUGCCAAACCUGUACCUGUGGGGGUGGACAACGGCAAUGCUAUCCCAAUCCCUGCCAUGUACUUGACUGCACAGAAAAGGAAAUUAUACCUGGAGAAUGCUGCCAACGAUGCAGAGGCUGCGUCCAUGCCGGUAUCCGGUACGAGCACCGAGGCAAGUGGAGAUCAGUGGAAAACCCCUGUGAAGUCUGCCACUGUGAGGAAGGCCGUGUUCACUGUGAGAGGGACAGGUGCCACACCCCUUGUAGGAACCCUGCCUCUCCUCCACCCAAUACCUGCUGUCCCGUCUGCCACGGCUGCGGUGUGAACGGUCAUGACUAUCCUAAUGGAGCUGUGAUCCCUGCUGAAGACCACUGUCAGGAGUGUAUAUGUAUUAAUGGAAAUGUGGCAUGCUCUCCCGUUGCCUGUCCUGCCCUAUCUUGUCGAAACCCUGUCCAGCGUGCAGGAGACUGCUGUCCACGGUGUGAGCAGUGUGAGUAUGAGUCAAAGGUGUAUCUGGAUGGACAGAGCUUCUCCUCCAGAGCUGACCCCUGCCUCCGCUGCCGCUGCUCUGCAGGUGAAGUGUCUUGUGAGCGUACAGAUGCAUCAUGCCCCACACCACGAUGUAGCCAUCCAACCAAGCCUAAGGGACAGUGCUGCCCCACGUGUGAUGAAUGUGAAUAUGACAGGAGGGUGUAUGCUGAUGGUGCAGUGUUCAGCCCUCCUGGGAGUGGACCCUGCCUGCAAUGCAGGUGUAAGGGUGGAAAUGUGAUAUGUCGUGAGGAGAGGUGCCCUCCUCUCCAGUGCUCCAACCCCAUUAUAGACCCACAUCUUUGCUGUCCAAUCUGCAAAGUGUGUGUUCUGGAAGGAUUAGAGUAUGAGGAGGGCUCCCGGUGGCACCCUGAGGGUCCCUGCUCCAGCUGCACCUGUGUGAAUGGAGAAACUGUGUGUACACACACACAGUGUCCCCCAACGGACUGCCUGUAUCCCACCAGGAACACUGGCUCCUGUUGUGCAGAGUGUGACAGCUGCACCUAUAAUGAUCGUAUCUAUAGCAACGGACAGAGGUUCACAACCCCUGAUCAGCCCUGCCACAUCUGCACCUGUCUGGACGGCACUGUGGAGUGUAAGAGAAGACCCUGCCCACCACUCAACUGUACCAACUCACACACACCACCUGGAGAGUGCUGCCCUAAAUGCCCAGACUGUUCCUUUGAAAACCGUGUUUUAGUGGACGGGGAGGCUUUUCCUAACCCUGUGAGUGUGUGUGAGGAGUGUAAGUGUGUGAGUGGCAGGAUAGACUGUUAUCCACAACAGUGUCCACAUCCUCACUGUAACGCACCUCUGGCUGGAACAUGCUGUCAAAACAACUGCAAUGGUUGCAGCUAUGCUGGAAAGGAAUACCCCAAUGGACAGGAGUUUCCUCAUCCUACUGAUGCAUGCAGGACCUGCAACUGUAUAAAUGGCAACGUCCAGUGUCUGAUGAAGAGGUGCCCACCCCUGCAAUGCUCCAACCCCAACCUUCUGCCUGGGGACUGCUGCCCCCAGUGUCCUGAUCCUCCUUCGGACUGUGUGUAUGAACGGCGACCGUAUAGACACACAGAGCGUUUCUACGACCCAGUUGACACCUGUCGAUCAUGUCUCUGCAGUAACGGGACAGUUCACUGUCAACGCAAGCCUUGCCCCCUCGCCCCAUGCUCUCACCCAAUCUCACAGGAGUGCUGCCGGACAUGUGAAGGCUGUCUAUAUAACGGGCUAGAGCGAGCUAAUGGGGAGAUCUGGGAUGACGUGUCAGACCCGUGUGGAGUGUGCACAUGUCGUGAGGGCUCGGUCAGAUGUGACAGGAAGCAAUGUCCGCCCUCCAACUGUAAAAACCCAGUCCAGAGAAAGUGUUGCAAAGCCUGUGAUGGCUGCAUGUAUCAUGGUGAAGAAUAUCCCGAUGGCUCUGAGUUUGUCGAUGGGAAGGACCCUUGUCGCACAUGUGUUUGUUAUGGAGGUGAUGUCAUCUGCACCAAGUUACCCUGCUAUGGCGACUGCAGCCACCCUUACACCCCGCAUGGGCAAUGCUGUGGAGAAUGCAACCGCUGCUUCUAUAACAGAGCGGUCCUCACCAGUGGGCAGUCCAUCCCUGACCCAAGCAACCCCUGCUCUGAAUGUACUUGCCAGAGGGGCUCUGUGCGAUGUGUGAAGAAACAGUGUCCCGCAGUCCUCUGUCCUCACCCUGUCUCCAACCCAUGUGGCUGUCCUGUCUGUGAUGGUUGUCUGUUCCAAGGUGUGACUUACGUCAAUGGGCAGGUCCUUCCUGGAGGAAGAGGAGGGUGUCAGGACUGCACAUGCUCAAGAGGUGAAGUGGUUUGUACGCAAAGAAGAUGCCCCGCUGUGCCAUGUCCUCACCCUGCCCUGGACGGCUGUGGGUGUGGAGUGUGUGAUGGCUGCAGUUUUCAUGGACGGGACUGUUUCAGUGGAGAACGCUUCACACACCCUACAGACCGCUGUCAGCACUGUUCCUGCCUGAAUGGUGCAGUGGUAUGUGUGCCUGCAUCUUGCCCGAGCGUUGCAUGUGCACAUCCAGUGACCCCACCAGGGGAGUGCUGCCCCGUCUGCACAGGCAUUUGUCUGCAUCAGGGGAGGGAGUAUCAGUCUGGCUCCUCCUUCACACCGCCCUCUGACUCCUGCUCUUCGUGCUCCUGUCUGAAUGAGGUGGUGACCUGUCAAAAGAGACCUUGUCCAGUCCAGUGCUCCCAUCCGGUUCCAUCAGAUACCUGCUGUCCUUUGUGUGACUCCUGUCUGUAUGACGGUGUGGUCCACGCUCACAGACACACCUUCACACUCUCCUCCAACCCCUGCCAGCGCUGCACCUGUGUCAGGGGCACCGUCACCUGUGUGCCUGUCCUCUGCCCACCAACACCCUGCGCCCAACCUGUAACCAAGCCAGGACAGUGCUGUCCAGAGUGCACAGUGUGUAUGCUGGAUGGACAGGAGUACAGUGACGGCCAGAAAUGGACCCUCAGCUCCAACCAUUGCUCGACAUGCAUCUGCCAGGGCGGCGAGGUGCGGUGUUCAUCUCCUGAGUGUCCCAAGCUGGCGUGUAUGCAUCAAGUGACUGACCCAGGAGCCUGCUGCCCUCGCUGCAGAGGUUGUGUGUAUGACAGAGAGGAGCAUGCAGAGGGCAGCAGCUGGUUCGCAGACUCCACCCCCUGUAUGACCUGUAUGUGUGUGGAUGGGGUGACCACCUGCUCUGAAGUACGCUGUCUGUCUCCUUGUGUCAACACUAUCAGUGUGCCUGGGGAGUGCUGCCCCGUGUGUGCAGACUGUGUAUUUGAGGGCAGAGUGUACGGCCCAGGAGACAGCUUCCAACCAGCUGAUGACCCCUGUCAGAUCUGCACUUGUGAGGUGAUGCCGGAUGGAGAGCAGCACUUGAGAUGCUACCGUAAGCAAUGUCCCAGUCUAGUGGACUGUCCUAAGAACAACAUCCUGUUCUCAGGCCCGGACUCCUGCUGUCCUGUGUGUGCACAGCCUCUCAGUAACUGCACAGCUACACUGAUCGGUAAUGAAGUCUUGGCAACUGACGAUCCCUGCUUUACCUGCCAGUGCAAGGACCUGACCUGGACCUGCCUUCACCAGAGCUGCUCACCACUUACCUGCCCUCCUAAUGAGCAGUUCACCCCCCCAGACUCAUGCUGUCCUGUGUGUGAAGAUUGUGUGAUUGAGACUCAGAACAUCCGCGUGCCCAGCGGCAGCAGCUGGACAGACAGUGAUGACGACUGCGUCACAUGUACCUGCAACCUGGGCCAUAUUGAGUGCAGCAUCGAGGAGUGUUUACCUGCGGUGUGUCUGGACGGCCAGAUACAAGUGAAGACUCCAGGGAAAUGCUGCUAUGAUUGCCAAGACUCAGGGGUGUCAUGCACGUACCAGGGCACAGUCUAUCAGUCUAAUGAACAAUGGGAGGUAGAUGAGUGCACCAGCUGUACUUGCGUGUCUGGAGACGUGCACUGUCACAGUGAACGCUGCCCUCCCCUCACCUGUGCAACAGAUGAAAUGCCAGCAGUUGUCCCAGGUUUGUGUUGUCCCCAUUGCUUGCCUCGCCCAGCCACCUGCAUUGCCUUCGGAGACCCUCAUUACCGUACCUUUGAUGGCCGCAUGCUGCACUUCCAAGGGGCGUGCACAUAUGUGCUGGCUCAAGACUGUGAGGGUGGAGACUUCAGUAUUCACGCUACUAAUGAUGAUCGUGGACGCAAAGGAGUGUCCUGGACUAAAGAAGUGACCGUGUUUAUAGGAAAUGUCACAGUGCAGCUUCUCCAGGAUUGGGUUGUGAAGGUCAAUGAUAAGGUGGUGACCCUGCCCUUCCUCAAAGAACCUUACAUCUAUGUAGAGCGCCAAACCAACACCAUCUUACUUAACACUAAUAUUGGCCUGAAGGUGCUGUGGAGUGGACGCUCACACCUGGAAGUGAGUGUGCCGGGCUCAUAUAAGGGUCACACCUGUGGCUUGUGUGGAAACUUCAACAACUACUACCAGGAUGAUCUCCGAAUGCCCAGCGGACAGAUCAGCUUGUCAGAAGCAGACUUUGGCAACAGCUGGAGGGUGGUGAACCGCAGCCAUUCCCUCUCAUCCUGUCGCCAUGGUGAGAAUGUCGACCCCUGUAAGGAUGCAGGCUACCAGGCCAGGAAGGGGGCUAAUGCCCGCUGUAAGGUCCUAAAGUCUGCUGUCUUCAAGCCCUGCCAUCGGGUGGUGCCUCCUGAGCCGUGGUACGGGGCUUGUGUGUACGACCUUUGUGCCUGCGGUUCCAACACUGAUGAGUGUCUGUGUGAUACUCUGGAGGCCUACGCCGGUCAGUGUCGAGAGGCCGGGGUCAAACUGCAGUGGAGGAGUCCAUCGCUGUGUGCGGUUGGCUGUCCAGUGGAGAGAGGCUUUGUGUUCGAUGAAUGCGGUCCUCCCUGUCCUAAAACCUGCUUUAACGUUGACGUACCACUGGGGGUGAUAGAGAGCCACUGCUUCAAGCCCUGUGUUCCAGGCUGCCAGUGUCCUGCUGGUCUGGUUCUGCACAACAACUACUGCAUACCUCCAGAGAAAUGCCCCAAGAUCAUACACGGCAGCUCCUCGUGAUGCACACGUUUGCUCAUUUUCCUGCACGAGUGCACUCUUGCACAUGCACACGCACACAUUCACUGUGCACAAACAUGUAAACAUGAACAUA
This is a messenger RNA of Myripristis murdjan (pinecone soldierfish), 7081 nucleotides long. RefSeq names its product kielin cysteine rich BMP regulator (gene kcp). NCBI's taxonomy places the organism in Eukaryota, Metazoa, Chordata, Actinopteri, Holocentriformes, Holocentridae. Bases 661 to 6990 code for a protein of 2109 amino acids. The transcript has 46 exons. Gene Ontology annotation, biological process: positive regulation of BMP signaling pathway. Gene Ontology annotation, molecular function: protein binding. The record is from RefSeq and is a predicted model, not a curated record. Gene Ontology annotation, cellular component: extracellular region.